Cololabis saira (Pacific saury) is the source of this 3133-nucleotide messenger RNA. It is a transcript of the gene aldh1l2, whose product is annotated as aldehyde dehydrogenase 1 family, member L2. The transcript has 23 exons. Gene Ontology annotation, cellular component: cytoplasm. Gene Ontology annotation, biological process: biosynthetic process; 10-formyltetrahydrofolate catabolic process; one-carbon metabolic process. NCBI's taxonomy places the organism in Eukaryota, Metazoa, Chordata, Actinopteri, Beloniformes, Belonidae. The record is from RefSeq and is a predicted model, not a curated record. Bases 132 to 2903 code for a protein of 923 amino acids. Gene Ontology annotation, molecular function: formyltetrahydrofolate dehydrogenase activity; aldehyde dehydrogenase (NAD+) activity.
GCCCGAACCAUGACAACAGAGAACAGAGCCGCAUCCCCCCGGCCGAGCACUGGGGCGCUGACGCAAACAUAAGCGGCGGCGCUGGAGCACAGGACCCCUCCACCCUCCGCUGAUACUACCACACCGCCAGCAUGCUGUGGACGGCCAGGCAGCUCUGCAGGAGGUUCUCCACCUCGUCUCAUUAUUACCAGAAUAAGCUGAAACUGGCCAUAAUAGGCCAGAGUGUGUUCGGGCAGGAGGUUUACAGCAGCCUGAGGAAACAAGGCCACAAGGUCGUGGGAGUCUUCACCGUUCCUGACAGAGAUGGCAAGGCCGACCCGCUGGCGGUGGCAGCAGAGAAGGACGGGACGCCGGUGUUCAAGUUCCCGAGGUGGCGGGUGAAGGGGAAGCCUCUCCCCGAGGUGGUGGAGGCCUACAAGGCGGUGGGCGCAGAGCUCAACGUCAUGCCUUUCUGUUCCCAGUUCAUCCCCAUGAACGUGAUCGACAGCCCCGCGCACGGAUCCAUCAUCUACCACCCGUCCAUCCUGCCGCUGCACCGGGGAGCCUCGGCCAUCAACUGGACCCUGAUCCACGGGGAUAAGAAAGCCGGCUUCACCGUGUUCUGGGCCGACGACGGACUGGACACCGGACCCAUCCUGCUACAGAGGGAAUGUGCCGUGGAGCCCAACGACACCGUGGACACGCUUUACAACCGCUUCCUCUUCUCAGAGGGCAUCAAAGCCAUGGUGGAGUCGGUGCAGCUCAUCGCUGAUGGAAAGGCCCCUCGGGUUCCCCAGACAGAAGAAGGAGCGACCUAUGAGGGGAUUCAGAAGAAAUCCAACGCCAAGGUGAACUUGGCCCAGCCGGCUGAAACCAUCCACAACUGGAUCCGGGGCCACGAUAAAGUCCCCGGGGCCUGGACCAUCAUCGACGGGCAGUCUGUGACUCUGUACGGCUCGUCUCUGCUGGGCGGGUCUGUCCCGGCCGGGCAGCCCCUGGAGAUCCAGGGAGCCCCCCAGCCCGGAAUCAUCUCCAAGAACGGGCUGGUCCUCCACGGAACCGACGGGAAGGCGCUCCUGGUGAAGAACCUGCAGUUUGAAGAUGGAAAGAUGAUCCCGGCUUCCAAGUACUUCUCCUCUGGAGAGAGCUCGUCUGUGGAGCUCAGUGACGAGGAGAAGAGGAUGGCUGAGGAAAUCAGGAACAUCUGGAAGGGCAUCCUCAGCAACGUGCCAGCCAUCGAGGAGACCACGGACUUCUUCAAGUCCGGCGCCGCCUCCAUGGACGUUGUUAGGCUGGUGGAGGAGGUGAAGAUGAAGUGCGGCGGCGUCCAGCUGCAGAACGAGGACGUGUACAUGGCCACCACCUACCAGGACUUCAUCCAGAUGUUUGUGCGCAAGCUCCGAGGAGAGGACCAGGAGGAGGAGCUGGUCAUCGACUACGUGACUAAAGACGUGAACAACAUGACAUUGAACAUGCCUCACCAGUGUUUCAUUGAUGGCAAGUUUGAGGACGCAGAAGACGGCAAAACCUACGAGACCAUCUGUCCUACUGAUGGUUCUGUGAUCUGUAACGUGUCCUACGCCUCUGUGGGAGAUGUGGACCGAGCUGUGGCUGCAGCCAAAGAAGCUUUUGAGGUUGGACCUUGGGGCAAGAUGAACCCCCGAGACAGAGGAAGCCUGUUGUACAGACUUGCAGACCUGAUGGAGGAGCAUCAGGAGGAGCUGGCAACCAUUGAGGCCAUCGACUCGGGAGCCGUGUACACACUGGCCCUCAAAACACACGUUGGGAUGUCCAUCCAGACAUUCCGCUACUUUGCUGGUUGGUGUGAUAAGAUCCAGGGCAAGACGAUCCCCAUCAACCAAGCCAGACCCAACCGGAACCUGACCUUCACCAGGAAGGAGCCUCUGGGGGUUUGUGCCAUAGUUAUUCCGUGGAACUACCCGCUCAUGAUGCUGGCGUGGAAAAGUGCCGCCUGCCUGGCAGCCGGAAACACGCUGGUGCUGAAACCUGCUCAGGUGACGCCGCUGACCGCCCUGAAGUUUGCAGAGCUGUCAGUGAAAGCCGGCAUCCCAAAGGGCGUCGUCAAUAUUCUGCCAGGCUCCGGUGGGAUGGUGGGACAGCGGCUGUCUGACCACCCAGACAUCCGCAAGCUGGGCUUCACGGGCUCCACUCCCGUCGGCAAGCUGAUCAUGAAGAGCUGUGCGCUCAGUAACCUGAAGAAAGUGUCUCUGGAGCUGGGAGGGAAGUCCCCGCUCAUCAUCUUCAGCGACUGUGACAUGGACAAGGCUGUUCGCAUGGGCAUGAGCUCCGUCUAUUUCAACAAGGGGGAGAACUGCAUCGCUGCUGGCCGUCUGUUUGUGGAGGAGUCGAUACACGACGAGUACAUCAGCCGAGUGGUGGAGGAAAUCAAGAGGAUGAAGAUCGGAGACCCCCUGGAUCGUUCCACGGACCACGGCCCACAGAACCACAAAGCCCACAUGGACAAACUCCUGGAGUACUGUGAGAUUGGAGUGAAAGAAGGAGCCACUCUAGUGUAUGGAGGACGACAGGUGGACAGGCCAGGUUUCUUUAUGGAGCCAACUGUGUUCACCGGUGUGGAGGACCACAUGUUUAUUGCCAAAGAGGAGUCCUUUGGCCCUGUCAUGGUGGUGUCAAAGUUCAAAGAUGGCGAUGUGGACGGCGUGCUUCACAGAGCCAAUGACACGGAGUACGGCUUGGCAUCGGGCGUGUUCACCCGGGACAUUAACAAGGCCAUGUAUGUGAGCGAGCGGCUGGAAGCUGGAACCGUGUUCGUAAACACAUACAACAAAACGGACGUUGCUUCACCUUUUGGAGGCUUCAAGCAGUCAGGCUUUGGCAAAGACUUAGGAGAGGACGCCCUCAUGGAGUACCUGAAAACCAAAGCAGUGACGGUGGAGUACUGAGCUCCGCCUCGCCCAACAAACUCUGAUCCUGGUUGGACAAGAAACGCAGGGCGAGUCGGACGUCGAGCAUUCAACAUAUUUCUGAGUAGUGUUUUUACCAACAGUGCAUGGAUGUGCAUUAAUGUGAGUUUUGCACAAGCCACUCAAAAGCUUGGGUGUUUGUUUUAUGCUACAAGUCGGACAUGGUGCCUGUCUUUUCUUGGUUUUCUAUAAAAAUUUACAUAAAACUU